AUGGUCAAUUCGCCGAAAAGACCAUCUGAUGGCACUGAAGAACCAGCAUCGAAUAGACCUAAAUAUAAUCACUCCGUUCCUGAGACAAAACCUGCAUUUAAUCUAUCUCCAGGUAAAACUAGUAAUUUACCGAAUAGUUCCCCAUCACCUACUCGAACAAAGCCAUCUACAGAUUCAUCUGCCCCACGCAAUAACGUAAUGGGUAGAAUGGAGGAUUCAUCACUUCCAAAAAAUACACCACCUACCACUAAUUUGAAAAUGGAAAGUAAUACAGAUACGAAAAAAACAUCAUCAAGCCCUGUUGGUUUAGCCUUACCAAAGAAAGAUGACAAGAAGAAAAACAAAGCUACGGGUAAAGCAGAUUCUAAGGACAGUACUGGCAAAUCUGCUCUCUCAGGGCAAAAUGCUCAGCAACACUCGGAUCCAAAUAAAAUGCAAGAUGUUCUUUUUUCUGCAGGUGUCGACAUCAGAGAGGAAGAAGCUCUUUUAAAUUCAUCUAUUAGCGCCUCUAAAUCUCAAGUACAAAUAAAUAACGUAAGGGUUCCUAAACACUUACCAUUUCUCCACCCCGAACAAGUUUCUACCUAUAUGAGGAAAGUUGGAAAAGAACAGAACUUUAACUUAACCUUUACAAAAAAUCCAGAAAUUCUGAACAUGAUGUCAAGCGCGUGCGAAAACUAUAUGAAAGAUAUUCUAACAAACGCCAUUGUGAUCUCCCGACAUAGAAGAAAGGCUGUGAAGAUAAACUCUGGUAGAAGAAGUGAGGUUUCUAUGGCUCUGAGAGCAGUUGCACUAAUCCAAAAGAAAGAAGAAGAAAGGCGUGUAAAAAAAAGAAUUGCGUUGGGCCUUGAAAAGGAGGAUUAUGAGAAUAAGAUUGACUCGGAAGAAACUUUACACAGAGCGUCAAAUGUCACAGCCGGGCUAAGAGCAGGCAGUAAAAAACAAUAUGGAUGGCUAACUUCGUCAGUGAAUAAACCGACAUCUCUAGGAGCGAAAUCAUCGGGUAAAGUGGCCUCUGAUAUUGCUGCUAGAGGGGAAAGCGGGUUGAAGGUUAGGGAAGCUAGAGAAGAACCUGGAAUUGUGAUGAGGGAUUUACUAUUUGCUCUGGAAAACAGAAAAAAUGGUGUCCAGACUAUCAUCUCUAAAGGUUAUGCUAAAAUCAGGGACUAA
Saccharomyces eubayanus is the source of this 1170-nucleotide messenger RNA. RefSeq names its product Taf4p (gene TAF4). Gene Ontology annotation, molecular function: RNA polymerase II general transcription initiation factor activity; DNA binding. Gene Ontology annotation, biological process: transcription initiation at RNA polymerase II promoter. Bases 1 to 1170 code for a protein of 389 amino acids. Gene Ontology annotation, cellular component: transcription factor TFIID complex. The transcript has a single exon. Lineage: Eukaryota; Fungi; Ascomycota; Saccharomycetes; Saccharomycetales; Saccharomycetaceae. The record is from RefSeq and is a predicted model, not a curated record.